This is a messenger RNA of Phasianus colchicus (ring-necked pheasant), 2977 nucleotides long. RefSeq names its product PPARGC1 and ESRR induced regulator, muscle 1 (gene PERM1). Lineage: Eukaryota; Metazoa; Chordata; Aves; Galliformes; Phasianidae. Gene Ontology annotation, biological process: regulation of DNA-templated transcription; response to muscle activity. Gene Ontology annotation, cellular component: cytoplasm; nucleus. The record is from RefSeq and is a predicted model, not a curated record.
AUGGAUAACUUCGAGUACAGCAUCCAGCUGAACGACCGCGACUGGGCUGAGUUCUUGCGGGCGGUGGAGGAAUGCAACCAAGAGCCGGCUGCCCUGGCCACAGCAGAGGAGCAGUGCCUCAGUGACAUUGAGCAAGGGGACGGUGUGCCCGCUCCGUGCAGCACCAGGGCAGGCACCGAGCCAGGGCUUGGCAAGGCGAGCUGUUCCCCACGUGGGCUGUGCGGAGAGGACGAAGCAGAUCUGUGCUCAUCCAUUUUACGUGAAGGCAAGCAGCCCGUCUGCCCUCUGUUUGCUGCCAUGCCCAGCGUGCAGGGCAGGCAGCCGCCCCAUCCUCCUGCAGCUGAGGGCACCGCAGGGCAGGAUGCAGCGUUGGGGGAAAGAGCUGCUGGCAGUGGGGCCAUGGAGCUUGCUGGGCACCCUGCUGCAUCCUGUGCCCAAGGAGAAGACACCGGUACAGAGCAGCCCUGUGGGAGCCCAGCAGUGGCACAGGGAGGUGCCCAGGAGGCUACUGCAUGGAAAAGCCAUGCUGGGGUGCUGGGACCUACACAUGAGCACCCUGCUGCAGAGCCUGCUGCAGAGCUUGGGGAGAAAGCAAGAAGCCAGCCCAGCGUCCAGGAGGUGGUGAGACCCAAAGUGCCAGCGUCAGCGAGGAAGAGCCGCAGGCAGCGUGGAGUUGGUGGCACCGAGGUGACCCCUGGGGACAAGGAGCCAGCAGGGAGCCCAGCGCGGGGCAGCACAACACCCAACAGGACCCCCUUGUCCUCCCCACUGACCUCAAGGAAGGGCAAAGGGAAGGAGAAGGCUGCCAAAGCGGCACCCAUGAGGCUGAGCAGCGAGGAGGCUGCGGAGAGCAAAUGGCCGAUGGGCAGCCCUGGUGUGGAGCUGGUGGGUGUGCCCCCCAGCGUGUCCCCAAAGCUGAAGGCAAAGGAGUCAGGAGCACAGUCACCAGGGAAGGCAAGGGCCACCAAGCUGGACAGGCAGGUGGCAGGCAAAGGGGCGUGUGACACUGUGCCAGUGGUGGUCACUGCACCGGACACCACGCCAGUGGUUGUCACCCCAUCGGUUGUUGUCACUACACCAGAUGUCACACCAGUGGUUGUCACCACACCAGUGGUUGUCACUGGGCUGGGAGAGCUGUGCCAGGAGGGGAAGGCUCUCGGUCCCCUGAGUGUGGCUGCUGCUGCUGGGGGCUGUGGGGAGUUCACAGCCAGCCCCCCCCGAGAGAUGGGCUCCCCAACAUUCACAGUUGGGGGCCCUCCUGGGGCAGACAGCCUGGAUGUGACGUGGCCUGAGAUGUACGACUAUUUGUUCUGCGAGUCCCAGGGGGAAGAAGAAGCAGCAGAGAACGCGGUGGAGGGCGAGAAAACACCCUUGGAGAGGGAAAUAUCCUUGCCUGAACUGUAUGAGUAUUUUUUCAAUGAACCUGAAGGAAGUAGGAAAAAAGCCAAGCGUAAAGAGAGGAAGAGGAAGGAGUUUUUUGGCUUGCACCACACUGAGCUGCAAAAGGAGGAUCCCGAUGCAGCUACAGCCAAAGAGCCCCAGGUUGCCACAGUGCCUGAGCUGUAUGAACACUUCUUCCCCGACAGACCCCAGCACAGGAGGGGCUGGAGGGGAUUUCUCUUCUCCUCACCAGCCUCUGAGGUGAGGAAAGCCGUGGGGGCUCUGAUGUCCAUCCUGCAGAGGCCAAAGCCACACAGCAGAACCCAAGCGCCAGCCUCCCCAUCACUGGCACGGAGAGGGUCCCACCUUGCCCUCGUGCCACUGGGAGGGGGUCCUGAGUAUCCACCAGCUUUGGACAUGGCCCUUGCACUGAGAGGCAGACCUGAGGCCCCGCUGGCGCUGACCCACAAGGACAUGUGCCUCGUCUUCUGUGCCUUUGCCUCCUGGGCGGUGAAGACCUCCGACCUGCAGGCUCCGGAUGCCUGGAAAACCGUGUUCCUGGCAAGCUUUGGCACGCUGUCUGCCAUCCGCUACUUCCGACGGCAGGUCAGGGAAGGACGGCCCCGCACCUAGCCCCAGGAGAGCACGUUCCCAAGGACAGCUGAGGAUGGGCACCUUGUUCUUGGGCAGCAUGACGAGCCCAGAGCCCAGCACUGAGACUUCUCAGGAGCCAUCCCCAAAGGGGACAAGAUGUCACGGGGAGCAGGAUCCUUCCGGUGACAACACGGUAGGCGGUUUGUACACGUGCUUGACAGGAAAGGAGCCUGGCGUGGGCCAGCUCUGUUCUUUCUUUGCACUUCUUGCAUAUUUAUGCCGCCUGCUAGGAGAAGGAUUGGCAUCCGACCUCCCUGUGGGGGUCACCCACUGGCAAAACACUGAGAUGGAGAGCAAAAAGGACAAACAGAAAAAGUGCUUCAUGUUCUACAAAAGGGAUUGGAGCUGUGCACUGGGAAAAGCCCUGGCAAGGGCAAGAGCGUGUCAGAGAGGGCACAGGGAGUGCACAUUUGGCUUCGAUGGGUGCCAGCCCUGGGGUCUGUUUGUUCCAUGCUGCUCCUGUCCUGGAGAUGUGGAGUGGGAGGAGGAGGAGGGUGAGAGUGUGACCUUGUGGGGGAGAAGGGGGUGAGAGGCAAAAACAAAAUGGUUCUGUGUCUGGUCACCCAAGAGCCAGAACCCCCAUGAGGGUUUUCUGCACUCACAAGUCUGCAAACAGCAGAAAUGAGGGGUUGGGUAGGCACUUAGGGACCAGAUCCACAAAGAUACUGGGGAAAUCUGCCCCAAAAUCCCAUGUGGGUCUGCCUAGGAGCUUUAUAGGAGCAGUCUGAGGCAAUAAGGGGCAAGAAGAGGAGGUUCUGCUCUUCUUUGCAAUACAGAGUGCCGUGCAUGGGUUGCACUGAAGACCAUAAGUGCAGAGCAGAGAGCACACAGUGCAGUUAUGCAGUGGGAUACAUAGCAGCAUGUGAUGAAAGAGAGAUACUGACUCUGUGUGGACUGUGUAGGAGCUGUACGUUGGGUGUGAGGAGUUGCGUGGAGGAAGAGA